This is a messenger RNA of Cotesia congregata, 516 nucleotides long. The record is from the annotation of a GenBank genome assembly. NCBI's taxonomy places the organism in Eukaryota, Metazoa, Arthropoda, Insecta, Hymenoptera, Braconidae.
AUGGGAGAGAAUGGAGCUGCUAACGGCCAACACUUUGUUGAGUCGACUGACUACGAAGGCAACGUUUUUCAGUAUAUCUGUCGAGUAGGCGACGUCGGAGAGCUUUUACAGGCUCUGGAAUCCAUGCGGUGGACCGACGUCCUGCAUCAGUAUGACUUCUGUGGAAGACAGGUCACUCACGCCGUAGCUGAGGACGACCAAGCUAACGCUAAGUCGAAAAUCGAGAUACUCUGGAACAUGGGUGCUGAUAUCAAUGCUAAGGAGCUUAUUAUGGGCAACACCUUGCUGCAUAUUGCGGUGAUCACUAGGAAUUAUCUGCUGGCCGAGUGGAUUUGCCGAACACCUGGUGCAGACCUAGGAGCUGUAAACUCUUUGCAAGAUACUGCCUAUCAAGUUGCCUAUAGAAUUUCAGACCUUGGAAUGAUGGAAGUCCUAAGGACUAACGGCGCUGUGUGUGACGAUCCUUCCGAUGAGUUAGACACAUCGAGUGAAAGUCUUGAAUUGACUCCGAGGUAA